AAUAGCAAUGCGGUCACACUGGUCAACUUCUGUGGCAUUUUUCCACUUUCACACUAGUUUCUUUCAAGCAAGCAAAAGCAACGGAACUGUAAUUGCGGUGUGCGGCGAACGAGAAGAGAAACCGAAAAGCAGCCAAUUUAUUGUUUGUGAUUCGAUCCUGUAAAAAUUCAUCAGUUUCCGAUUCUCCGAUCGCGCCUGCAAACUUUUUUGUUUAGUUUAGUGCAUCAAGUGCGAGAUUACACACAGCAAAGCAACAACAAACGAAGCGACAGGCCAAAGCGGAAGCGCAAAAUACAAUAAAAAGGAAGGAAGAAAACGAACGACACAGAGAGUGAGCGAUCCCGCCAUCAUGAGCAAGAAGCCGACAGCCGGACCGGCGCUCCACAAGGUCAUCAUGGUGGGCAGUGGCGGCGUGGGAAAGUCCGCCCUCACAUUGCAGUUCAUGUACGAUGAGUUCGUCGAGGACUAUGAGCCCACCAAGGCCGAUAGCUAUAGGAAAAAGGUUGUGCUGGACGGCGAGGAAGUACAAAUAGAUAUAUUGGAUACGGCUGGACAGGAGGAUUAUGCCGCCAUCAGAGACAACUACUUUCGCAGCGGCGAGGGUUUCCUCUGUGUCUUCUCCAUCACAGACGACGAAAGCUUCCAGGCAACCCAGGAAUUCAGAGAACAGAUCUUGCGGGUGAAGAAUGACGAGAGCAUACCGUUCCUGCUGGUGGGCAACAAGUGCGAUCUGAAUGAUAAGCGCAAGGUGCCGCUGAGCGAGUGCCAGCUGAGGGCGCAGCAGUGGGCGGUGCCCUAUGUGGAGACCUCGGCUAAAACCCGCGAAAAUGUGGACAAGGUAUUUUUUGAUUUGAUGCGCGAAAUAAGAUCACGAAAAACCGAAGAUUCAAAAGCCACGAGCGGGCGUGCUAAAGAUAGAUGCAAGAAGCGGAGACUUAAGUGUACCCUACUUUAGGCAUUAGGUAUUUUAUGAUCUAAUCAGGGAUAUUUCAUCGCGUAAAAAACAACGUCAGACGGACGUGAAACAGCCGCCGAAGCCCAACUCUCAUUGCUGCCAACUGCUGUAGGAUGAUGAAUAGGAAGCGACAAGAACCAUACGAUGAACAACAAACAACUGCAGCAGCAACAACAACAACUUGGAACACAACAACGGCCACACGGAUAACACCAACACAGAAUAGAAGAUGGAGAGCAGAACGAUAUAUGUUUAUACAAGUUAAUUAACUUAGAGAACACACCCUCCCCCAGAACACAAACAAGCAGCUACAAAUAUCAAAAUUAUUUGCCACACUCUCACACACCGAACUCAAAACACGUAAUCCAAGUUAACUUGCAUUGUAAUAUACAUAAAUAUAUGAUUUAGGCAACCAAUUUUUCCCAAAAACAUCAAAGAGAGAAGCACACAGACAGGCAGCAUACAAAUUCUGUCGUUUAUUUUUAGUUAUUUCUUUGGAAUCAUCGAUGUUUGUGUUGCCUCCGUACAAUAACAAUAAAAUGUUAAAACUAAAACCUAAAGCUAAAGCUUAAACAUAUAAAAUAUAAUCAAUCUUAGACACCUAAAAAACAAAACCCAUAAUAAUUAUGCAAUUUCAAAUUUGCUACAGAUAUUUCUCUUGUUUAAUUAUUAUAAUACGCAUACAUUUUUUUGUAAUAUUUUAAAGUUUAAUAGCAAAAUGCAAAACCACACAAAACCAACAAGAAACCACACAGAAAAGCUUUUUAUAAAUAUAUCUAAAUAUAUAUAAAAUAGUUUAAAGUAUAAAACACUUCAAAUGCUAGCGAAGAAACAACAGAGGAAAAAAAGGAAUCAAAAAGUAUCUCCGAUUAUUAAUUGUAAACGAAGAGAAUCGAAACAAAUUUUUAAUGCAAUUUUUGUAAUUUUCUAAAACCGAAAGCAAAUGAGUAGGGAUUUAUAAACAACAAAAUAAAAAAACGAGAAAUGGUAAACUAACGUUUCUGACACGUUUUGGAGACUUUCCUUUACUAAUAGUAAUUUUCUUUGCCCUGAAACACAACCAAUAUAUAUAUAUAUGUAUGUAUGUUUAGCAAUUACUCCCGAUUGAUUUGCUUCAUUGUUUACUUUUGUAAAACUGCAUUCUGUAUUGUAAUAUUUAAGCUAUUAUUAUUAUGAUAAUUAUUAUUAUUAAAUAUAUAAGUUAUAUAUGCAAUCAAAUGAUGGUUGGUUCAAUUUUUGUAUGAAGCAUAUUCCUACUUUCCCCUGUGAAAUUUUGUGUAACACACACUCAACCAACACACUCAACCAUUUGUUUUUAUUCCUCCAUACAGACACGCG
Molecule: messenger RNA, 2293 nt
Organism: Drosophila erecta
Lineage: Eukaryota; Metazoa; Arthropoda; Insecta; Diptera; Drosophilidae
Gene: Rala
Product: ras-related protein Ral-a
Exons: 6
Coding region: 350-955 (201 amino acids)
Biological process (GO): Ras protein signal transduction
Cellular component (GO): plasma membrane
Molecular function (GO): GDP binding; GTPase activity; GTP binding
Source: RefSeq, a predicted model, not a curated record